AUGCAGCUCGUCAACUUGGCUCUGACCCUAGCUGCAGCUUUCUCUAUGGCCAAUGCAUACAAAAUCACUACCAGUGAUGUCAACUGUCGCAAAGGUGCCUCAACGAAUGAUGCGGUUGUCACUACAUACGACAAGGGUGCCGAUGUCAAGAUCACCUGCCAGACUUACGGUGAAGACAUUCAGGGCAACUCUAUCUGGGACAAGACCUCUGAUGGCUGCUAUGUUUCCGACUACUACGUGAAGACCGGCUCAGACAGCAUGGUCACUAAGGACUGUGGCGGCGGCAGCUCUGGUGACGGCAGCUCAUCCUACAAGGGCAAGAUCAGCCGCAAGGAGAUCCUCUCCCGCGGUGAGUACUGGGUCUCACGCCGCAUCCCAUACUCUAUGAGCGCCUAUUACCCGGACCCCGAUGGCCGCAAAUACCGUACCGACUGCUCGGGCUUCGUUAGCAUGGCUCUCCAUGCGUCUGCCCCAGGCCUCAGCACUGUCAGUCUCCCGGAGAUUGCGAAGCAUAUCUCUUGGAAUGACAUCCAGCCCGGUGAUUUUGUUGGCACCCUUGGCUCCGGUACUGGCGGUGCUGCUGGCCACGUCACUCUGUUCAAGUCUUGGGCCGACAGUUCCAAGAAGGAGUACAAUACGCUUGAGUGCCGCGGUACCUACGGCUGCGUCGCGUACAAGCGCCCUGUUGGUUGGAAGGUUGGCAGUUACACGGCCAAGCCCUACCGCUACAACAACGUUAAGGAGUAA
Penicillium soppii is the source of this 747-nucleotide messenger RNA. RefSeq names its product putative NlpC/P60-like cell-wall peptidase. The record is from RefSeq and is a predicted model, not a curated record. Lineage: Eukaryota; Fungi; Ascomycota; Eurotiomycetes; Eurotiales; Aspergillaceae. The transcript has a single exon. The coding region runs from base 1 to 747 and encodes 248 amino acids.